AACAAAAAACCUCUCGCCUCUCUUUUCCAACUACUAUAAAAUACUCGGCCCUUCCUUUCCAACACAUCCCACCACAAGCAGACAUUCUUCCCCAAACCAAAAUGCAGAAACGCUUCCUUCUCUUCUUCCUCUUCUCUCUCCUCCUCACUGUUGCCGUCAGUGAUAACGGCGAAACAGACGGACCGUCAAAUGCUAACCCUCUCUCCCCCAAAGCCUUCCUAAUCCGUUACUGGAACCGUCAAAUCCCCAACAACCGUCCAAAGCCCCAAUUCCUCCUCUCCAAAGCCUCCCCUCUCUCCCCCACCAACUCGGCGAUCCUCCAAAAACUCGCCGACCAAAACACCCUCUCCUCGUCCCUCUCCACCUUCUGCUCCUCGGCUCGCCUCUUCUGCUUCCCCGAUUCUAACCCUUCCCUCGCCAAACACAACGCCGAUUCCGACUUCUCCGUCUACACCAACUCCAACUUCAGUAACUACGGCACGUCGAAAAUCGGCGGGUCGGACUCGUUCAAGAACUACUCCGACUCGAUCAACAUCCCCUCCGACACGUUCAAGCGCUACAGCCGCGAUGCAGUCGGCCGGAAGGAGAAAUUCGCCAAUUACGCCCCUGACGGCAAUGUCGUCGACGGGACCUUCUCUUCCUACGCCGCAGGCACUACCGGCGGCUCCGGCGAAUUCAAGAACUACGACCACGGCGUCAAUGUCCCCAAUCUGAAAUUCUCGUCCUACGACGCAGAUUCGAACGGGCACGCCCUGUCAUUCUCCAGCUACUCCGAUGACACGAACUCAGGCGGCCAAGGCUUCAACAGCUACGGGCGGAAUGGGAAUGGGAUUCCGCUCGAAUUCGCCAGCUACGCCAAGGACUCGAACGUUAUCGGGUCGAGCUUCGGCGCCUACUCCGAGCAGGGGAACGGCGCCAAUGAUACAUUCACGUCAUACGGGUCCAACGGCAAUGUCCCGGAGAACAAUUUCAAGAGCUACGGCGAUGGCGGGAAUGGUGGGAUUGAUAAUUUCCUCAGCUACCGGGACACCGCCAAUGUGGGUGACGAUACAUUCCAGUCGUAUGCGAAGAAUUCGAAUUCUGCGAAGGUGAAUUUUGGGAAUUACGGCAAAACGUUCAACGAGGGGUCGGAUACAUUCACGGGGUAUGGGCAGGGGACGACGACGGGCCAGAAGAUCGGAUUCAAUACAUACGGCGUGAACACCACAUUCAAGGACUAUGCGAAGAAAGGAAUCACGUUUGGGAAAUACACCAAUCGGUCGAACGUCCUCGAUGGUGAGAAAACCCAGCAAGGCAUUUCGACGAACAGGUGGGUGGAGCCCGGGAAAUUCUUCCGGGAGUCGAUGCUGAAACAGGGAAGUGUAAUGCCGAUGCCGGAUAUCAAAGACAAGAUGCCGCCGAGAGCGUUCCUGCCGCGAUCGAUCGCCGGCAAGCUCCCAUUUUCAUUGAACCGGGUCGGCGAAUUGAAGGAGAUAUUCGGUGGGGAGAAUUCAAGCAUGGCGACGAUCAUGGAGAAUACGUUGAAGGAAUGCGAGCGGACCCCGUCGAAGGAUGAGACGAAGAGAUGCGUGGCGUCGAUCGAAGACAUGAUCGAUUUCGCAGUGUCGGUGCUGGGGCAUGAUCUGACCGUUAGGAGUACAGAGAAUGUGGCUGGAUCGAAUGGGGAGAUUGCGAUCGGGAAUGUGGUGGGAAUGAACGGUGGGCGGCCAACCGAGUCGGUAUCAUGCCACCAGAGCUUGUUUCCAUACAUGGUGUAUUUCUGCCACUCGGUUCCUAAGGUGAGGGUUUAUGAGGCUGAGAUUUUGGAUGUGAAGAGUAAGGAGAGGAUUAACAGAGGGGUAGCUAUCUGUCAUUUGGACACUUCAGCUUGGAGUGAGGGACAUGGUGCAUUUGUGGCCCUUAAAGGUAAGCCUGGGGAGAUUGAGGUAUGCCAUUGGAUUUUUGAGAAUGAUAUGACUUGGGUCAGGGCCCAUUGAGGUGGGGUCUGGCUUAGAUCGAGAUCG
Messenger RNA from Magnolia sinica, 2003 nucleotides. RefSeq names its product polygalacturonase 1 beta-like protein 3. Lineage: Eukaryota; Viridiplantae; Streptophyta; Magnoliopsida; Magnoliales; Magnoliaceae. The transcript is spliced from 2 exons. The coding region runs from base 102 to 1976 and encodes 624 amino acids. The record is from RefSeq and is a predicted model, not a curated record.